Messenger RNA from Ramularia collo-cygni, 3525 nucleotides. Its product is annotated as related to Ras1 guanine nucleotide exchange factor. Lineage: Eukaryota; Fungi; Ascomycota; Dothideomycetes; Mycosphaerellales; Mycosphaerellaceae. The record is from RefSeq and is a predicted model, not a curated record. Bases 1 to 3525 code for a protein of 1174 amino acids. The transcript has a single exon. Gene Ontology annotation, cellular component: plasma membrane. Gene Ontology annotation, molecular function: guanyl-nucleotide exchange factor activity; protein binding. Gene Ontology annotation, biological process: Ras protein signal transduction; positive regulation of GTPase activity.
AUGGACGCGCACGACGACAAGACCACUGCUGUGACAGCCGGCUUUGUCGCGAACAUCACCCCUCCAGGGACACCACUCAGUCAAUCCACCGACGCCGACCUGCCUUUUACCAACCAAUCUCUCUUUCACAACUACCUGCGAGCAUUGCACACCUUUGAUCCAACCUCGGAAGCACUGACAGGCCACGACGACGAGGAAGUGCUUUCGACGGUCGCGAUCAAACCCGGAAACCUCAUUUUGGUACAUUGYAUUCAUGCCAAUGGCUGGGCAGAUGGUACCGUGCUCAACACCGGUGUGCGAGGAUGGCUACCAACGAAUUACUGCGAGGCGUACGACCACGCAUAUCUCCGCAAUCUGCUCAACGCGAUGACACAGUUCUGGGACUUGAUUGGUGCAGGGGAGGAUGCAAACCUGUCGACAUUCGUUCGACAGGACUACAUCAGAGGAUUGAUCGCAGGCGUGCGGUACCUCCUGGAAAAGGCGGACUGUCUGCAUAGGGACUCAUCGACGGUCAAGCAUCACGUUGGUGUCCGACGAAUGCGCAAAGGAUUGUUGGCCGAUCUCUCCUCCCUGGUACAAAUCGCGAAGAGACUACAGGAAUCGAUCAGCGAGUCGUUUGCAGCAGAAGUGAUUCCGUUCCUCCUGGAUGACCUCAUUGCAAAAGCAUUCAAAGUCGUCAACCGGGCCGUGAGCUUUACCGAUGUUUGGACCCAGGAGAUCAGCUCUGCCAGAGGCGAUCCACGUCGAGCGAGCGUUGCUCGACCACUGGCGAUCGACACGAAGGUCGUUACUCAAGAGCAACGGAAGGUGGAAGAGAUCGACUCGGCCAAGCAUUUUCCCGAACCUCUCCAGCUGAAUCUUCACAAGCAGACGAACGCUGGCGCGGAAGCGGAACAUUUCAAUGGCGAGGCCAAGGCGCCACGAAUGUCGACCGUAUUCACUCCGCCGAAUGGCUUUGCGGCACAUCGCGUAUCUCUUGUGUCAAAGGAGAGUAAUCGCGUGGCUUCGGGCCCGAUGGCGUCAGAGCAGCUGGCAAAGGUGCACGACGUAUGCAUCAGUCACAUUGGCGCCUUCAUCGGACACCAUCUGCAAUCUCGUCCUUGCUCAGAGCUAGUAGCGAUAACCGAGCGCCUCGUCGCGGCAUGCAGAAAUAUGCUGGCGAUCGUUGAUGAAGUCUAUGCUCACGAUCCACAGGCAUCCCUGCAUGUUCAACAAGUCAAGCAGGACUUUGAGACUAAAGUAGAGCAGCUGGCCAUGUCGACGAAGGACGUCUUCCGCUUCUCUGACUCCCCUGACGACGAGAUAGUCAUGCUUCCGGAUCAAACAAAUCACCUCAUCAACGUCGGGACAAGCCUCAUCCGUAACACUGGCGAGUGCGUAGUCAAGACACGACAGCUGAUCGAGCAGAUUGGCGACUUCGAGUUAAAGUCAACCGUGGAAUACCACCCGCAAACGAUCGCUGAGAUUCCUCAGCGUAUUGAUAGCAUCCCGGACAGAGGAUCAAAGUCUCUUGCCCAGAAACGGGCUUCACAGAGACUUUCGGUCAAGGCUCUACCUCCUCCACCCCCACUUCCCAAGGACUCACCCACCCUCCCCGCCAUGGACUUGGCCGAAAUGGACCAUCCCCUGGAUGAAUUGGACUCUGUACCUGCAAGGCCGACAUCGAAACAAACGAUGCCCCCACCUCCGGCGAGGAUGAGCUCUGCUACACGGACAUCAGUCGUGUCGAGCAACCACGUGGAAGUCGCGAGGGUCUCUCCAUCAGGUUCGACCGAAUCUAUACCUGCAACACGCAAGUAUAGCGUGGGCCAAUCAAUUUCUGACUCUACCGACACGCACUCUAGCCUGCGUGACUCUAAUGCAACUGCGGUGUCGCAAGUAUCCACCAGAGCGACCACGCCGGACCACACCAGAGAACGCAUGACUGCAGACACGACAAUGAUGAGUAGCUUCGCAAGCCUUCCAAGCAUCCGGUCAUUUUCGACGACAGAGGACAGCAUCAUGGAUGCAGAAGCUCAGUUCCUCAAGAAAACUUAUGCGAACGAGCUGACCUUCAACAAAGAAGGUCAGGUCACUGGCGGCAGCCUCCCGGCAUUGGUGGAACAGCUGACAGCGCACGAUUGCGCCCCCGACGCACAAUUCGUGACCGCAAUUUUCCUGACCUUUCGGAAGUUUGCCGAGCCCCGCGAAUUUGCACAGGCUCUCAUUGCUCGGUUUGACUACAUCGGAGACAGCAGGUUGAUCGGUACUCCGGCGCGACUUCGAAUCUACAAUGUCUUCAAGGGUUGGCUUGAGACUUACUGGUCCACCGAAGCCGAUAAGGACGCUCUUGGCGAGAUUCGGUUUUUUGCCUUGCACAAACUCAAGCAGACCCUCCCUAGCGCUGGCGAGCGUUUGAUCGAGCUCACUCGCCGCGUCACCGAAAUGUAUCACACUGGCACAGCAGUUGGACCUUUGGUGUCUGGUGUGGGAAAGUGGAGCACCUCGCCCACAACCGAUCCCGAGUACAACGCUCCAGACCCCAUUGUGAGCUCAAGGCAGCUCAACGCGCUACGUGUCGCUACUGGAGGUGGCGCAGCAUGCAGCAUUGUGGACUUGGAUUCGAUGGAGAUUGCGCGCCAGAUCACCCUCAUGAUGAUGAAGGUGUUCUGCGCGAUCCGGCCAGAGGAGUUUCUCAGCAUGGACUGGGGCAGGCCCAAUACGAAGAAGGCCAAGAACAUCCGCCAGAUGUGCUUGCUCAACACUGAUCUCUCGCAUCUUGUCAGUGAUAGCAUCCUCGGACCUGACGAUCCGAAAAAGCGAGCUGCUGUUAUCAAGCAGUGGGCUAAAAUCUGCAUGUCGCUUGUGGAACUCAACAACUACGACUCUAUCAUGGCCAUUAUGUGCACCAUCAACUCAUCAGUUGUGCAGCGCCUGAAGCGCACAUGGGACGUCGUGAACAAAAAGACCAGGGCCAGGUUGGAUGAGCUCGACAAGUUGGUCGAUAUGUCGAAGAAUUACUCUGCUCUGCGCAAGCGACUGGAAGCGCCCACCGCACCCUGCUUGCCAUUUCUUGGAGUAUACCUUACCGAUCUCACCUUUGUGAUCGCCGGUAAUCCCAAGAGGCGUGAGCUUCCCGGCAGCACUUCGGAGACGGGAGAAGUGGUUUCGGUCAUCAAUUUCGACAUGUAUAUGCGCAUUUCGAAGAUUGUCAGUCAUUUGCAGGGCUUUCAGGUCCCCUACAAGCUCAAGGAAGUACCCGAGAUCCAGUCGUGGAUGGAGGUGCACCUCAGGCGCCUGAGAGAGGGCCAAGAGGACAUGGUCAGCGUAUUCCACCAAAGGAGUCUCUCGAUUGAGCCCAGGGCGGACGACCGCAAAUACUCCAUCCACGCUGGCCUGGAAAGACCCGCGACUGCGGCGAGCAAACACGAAACGGCCGUCAUGGACCGCUUCGAUUACUUUUUCAAAAGCGGGUCAUUCCAUAUGAGGACCGCGCUGCAAGUUCCAGAACUUACUGAACAACAGAAGCGAGCAAGCUCGCACUAA